This is a messenger RNA of Suricata suricatta (meerkat), 1004 nucleotides long. RefSeq names its product insulin like growth factor binding protein 2 (gene IGFBP2). The transcript has 4 exons. Gene Ontology annotation, molecular function: insulin-like growth factor II binding; insulin-like growth factor I binding. Gene Ontology annotation, biological process: regulation of insulin-like growth factor receptor signaling pathway. Bases 16 to 633 code for a protein of 205 amino acids. Gene Ontology annotation, cellular component: extracellular region. The record is from RefSeq and is a predicted model, not a curated record. Lineage: Eukaryota; Metazoa; Chordata; Mammalia; Carnivora; Herpestidae.
CCAAGCGCAGAACAGAUGCAGAAGAUUCUCCCCAUUCACUCCUCCUUAGAGCCCCCGGAGGUGGGGGGAGCUGUCAGGGGAGCCCAGGGACAAUGGGACAAUGGUGACGAGCACGCUGAGGGAGGUCUGGUUGAGAAUCAUGUGGAUGGGACCGUGAACAUGCUGGGCGGUGGAGGCAGUGCUGGCCGGAAGCCCCUCAAGUCCGGCAUGAAGGAGCUGGCCGUGUUCCGGGAGAAAGUCACAGAGCAGCACCGGCAGUUGGGCAAGGGUGGCAAACAUCACCUGGGCCUGGAUGAGCCCAAGAAGCUGCGGCCGCCACCUGCCAGGACCCCCUGCCAGCAGGAACUGGACCAGGUCCUGGAGCGGAUCUCCACCAUGCACCUUCCAGAUGAGCGGGGGCCCCUGGAGCACCUCUACUCCCUGCACAUCCCCAACUGUGACAAGCAUGGCCUGUAUAACCUCAAACAGUGCAAGAUGUCUCUGAACGGGCAGCGUGGGGAGUGCUGGUGUGUGAACCCCAACACUGGGAAGCUGAUCCAGGGAGCUCCCACCAUCCGGGGGGACCCUGAGUGUCAUCUCUUCUACAAUGAGCAGCAGGAGGCUCGCGGGGUACAUACCCAGCGGAUGCAGUAAACCUCAGCCGGCCGGUGCCUGGCGCCCCCUGCCCCCAGCCCCUCUCCAAACCCUGGCAGAGAGAGGAGAGCCUUGCGUGGUGGGUGGGGAGGGUUUUCCAGGAGUGUUGACACGUGUAUUUAUAUUUGGAAAGAGACCAGCACCGAGCUCGGCACACCCCACCUUCCCCCUCCCCAGCGGGAGAUGCCCGCCCCCUCUUCUCCCACCCCCACCCCCUCUUCUCUGGUCCCCGCUGGGGAGGAAGGGGUGGUUGUGAUGGCGGAGCUGGGGUGAAGAUUUGGGAGGGGGGGAAAAGAAAUUUUUAUUUUUGAACCCCCGUGUCUCUUUUGCUUAAGAUUAAAGGAAGGAAAAAUAAAGUUGUGUGUCUUCUG